AUUUGAUGGAUGUUGAUGUACCGGUAGAGCAGUGUACGUCAGCGGAUGACUGCAUUUCGAACAGUGCUCAACAAAAUGUGCUGAAUGCAAAGAGUGAUGCGCAUGUGGAUCAGCUGGAAGCACUGAAAACUGGACGGGGUAUGGCCAAGUCGGGACGGUGGUGGAAAGUGGUCAGGACGAAGAGAUCGUCAGAAGUUGUUAAAGUGAAACCAUUAAAAUCGUCGUGGAAGACGAAGAUGAAGUGGAAAGCGGACACGGAGCAAGUGAAGAAGUUCAGUGCAGAAAUACGCGAGAAAAAGAAAGCGCAAAAAGCGGUUCGUAAUUUGGAACGUUGUCUUUUGUUCUUCGAAAAAAAAGAAAGAACUCGAUUUUCAUUCAAUUUUAUAAAUGAGUAA
Messenger RNA from Anisakis simplex (herring worm), 395 nucleotides. Lineage: Eukaryota; Metazoa; Nematoda; Chromadorea; Rhabditida; Anisakidae. The record is from the annotation of a GenBank genome assembly.